CUCUUUACAUAAAUUUAAUUUCAUUUUACAAAACAACUCAAAGAAGCCUUUUUUUUUUUCUUCAUUUUUUCUGUUCCAUUGAAAUCCUCUUCAAGAAUCAAGAAAAUGUUAACAAUUAGCCUUCUUUUCUUAGCAUUUCUCUUCAUUGUUGGUUUAAUUACAACCCUUUUCAAUUUUCCCACAAAAAAGUUUCAAUCUUGGAUCUUUUCCCUCUCUGUUAAACCUCAAACCCUAACCCCAACAACCCCUUUUAUCAAUAAAGAUUCAAUCUUUGUUGAAAAAAAGAGCUCAAAAGUUGAGUUGAGUGGUGUUUUUGCAACAUUUGACAAGAACAAUGAUGGGUAUAUAACAAAACAAGAAUUGAAACAGUCACUUAAGAAUAUUGGGAUUUUUAUGGAAGAUGGAGAUAUUCUUGAAAUGGUUGAAAAAGUUGAUUUUAAUAAAGAUGGGUUUAUUGAUAUUGAUGAGUUUUAUGAACUUUGUCAUAGUUUCUUGGGGAUUGAGAAAGUUGUUAGUGAAGAAGAAGAAGGGGGUGUGGAAGAAGGGGAUUUGAAAGAUGCUUUUGAUGUGUUUGAUUGUGAUAAAAAUGGAUUGAUAUCUGAGGAAGAAUUGAGUAAAGUGCUUUCAUCUUUGGGGUUAAAUCAAGGUAAGAGAUUAGAUGAUUGUAAAGAAAUGAUUAGGAAUGUUGAUGUUGAUGGUGAUGGAAUGGUGAAUUUUGAUGAAUUCAAGAAGAUGAUGAGAAAUGGUGGAAGGCUUAUUCCAAUUCCUUAGGAAGGGGAAAUUCCAUUUAUGUUACAAACUACUAGUACUAGUAUUCAAGAUUCCUUUUUUUUUUCUUUUUCCAAACCCCGAUCAACAGUGUUUUCACUUACCCUCCAACGUGACUUGAACCGUCAAUUCAGUAUGAUCAACCGUGUUUUAUGAUCUUAGUGUUUUCACUUAUCCUUAAGCAUGUCUCGAACUCUCAACCCUCCAACGUGACUUAAACCGUCAAUUCAGUAUGAUCAAUAGUAUUUUCACUUACCCUCUAUCGUGAUCUUAGUGUUUUCACUUAUCCUUCAGCAUGUUUCGAACUCUCAACCCUCCAACAUGACUUAAAUCGUCAAUUCAGUAUGAACAAAUAGUAUUUUCACUUAUCCUGUAUUGUGAUCUUAGUGUUUUCACUUAUCCUUCAGCAUGAUUCGAACUCUCAACCUUCAGUGUUUUUACUUACCCUCCAGUGUGACUUGAACCGUUUAAGUCAUAUGAUAUCUUUUUUUUUCCAUCCCAACCCUAGAGUGAUCAACAGUAUUUUCACUUAUCUUCGAGCGUGACUCAAAUCCUUUGGUCUUAGUGUUUUUACUUGCUCUUCAACAUGAUUUGAAUCGUCAAUUUAGUGUUUUCACUUACCCUUCUUCAAUCUAAGUAUCAGUCGAUGACGAAGAUGAUCAACUACUUGAGCAAGGUUACUUUUCUUAUCUUCAAGAUUGUACAAAUAGGAAAAAAUAACUUGCAUUGAGUGGAUUGUGUAUAGUUAGUUACUUUUUCUUUAAUUUCUCAUAGAAUUUGCUUAAGUUUAAGAUUGGAUCUAGGUCUAGUUAAGUCAACUAAGAUUAUUUGUUUUUUUUUUCUUUAACUAGUUGGAUUUAGAGAAAAUUAAGAAGCAUUAUCACACUUGUGGUUCUGUAUUUGAUCAGAUUGUGUUGUUUUCAAAGCAGACAAAUUUUAUGGUUGUACUGACACAUUAUAUGUUUUGUUUAUUAA
Molecule: messenger RNA, 1743 nt
Organism: Solanum pennellii
Lineage: Eukaryota; Viridiplantae; Streptophyta; Magnoliopsida; Solanales; Solanaceae
Product: calmodulin-like protein 3
Exons: 1
Coding region: 106-771 (221 amino acids)
Molecular function (GO): calcium ion binding
Source: RefSeq, a predicted model, not a curated record